ACACAUCAACAAAAGUCACCCACGAAGCAUCGUUACCCAUCGCUCCACAAAACCCGCGGCCCUACACCUGAAAAGGGCAGUUAACCCACUGUUCCUAGGCCGCCGUUGUAAAUACGAAUAUGUGACUUGCCUAGUUAAAUUAAGAUUACAUAAAGAAAUGGACCAGCUUGGCUUUGUGCCAAGCCAUGUAAUAAAGUCUAUAUAAAUGUAAUGUUCCGGUAUGCUCAACGCUAGCUGGGUACGUUAGCUUACUAGGUACAUUGAUAGCUUUAGGUUGGUUGUUUUUAUGUUAAACUUCAAGAUUUACACCAAGGACGUUGCCUCUCGGAUCAUCACUCUCCCUCGCUUGGGCAAGGGACAUUUAAGGCACUCGGAUGUAAAACGCAAUUCAAGGGUUGAGGGUUUAGCCGAAGGCUGUUGAGUUUGAAACGCAGCUGGAAGGCAAUCGGGAAGAUGCAAGAUCAGGACAAAGUUAGCCCGUCCCCCUCCACCCUCCAGGAGUCCCCAGGUCGACCCCCUCUCCGAACUUUACUGCUGGUUCUGGUCGACUGCAGGAAAACACCGGGACAGAGUGGAACUGAGAGACUAGAAGGGCAAGAGGAACAUGGAGAUAUGAUUUCAUUAAGGGACAUCCCUAAUCGUUGCUCUCUAAGUGGGAGGGGCUUAUCAUCUGGGGAGCCUCAAAAACAUCAUGAUGCUGACAAGAAAGAGAAGAGUCUCUCCAGAUCAGAACACCUCAAACACCAGCAUAGAGGUACAGGGAAAAAACCUCACCACUGCUGCUCUGACUGUGGGAAGAGUUUUGCUAAACAGGACUUGACAAAUCAUGAGCAAAUUCACACUCUAGAGCAUGCAUCUAAUACCUUAAAAUCUCAGAGAAUUCAUUCAGGGGAGGGACCUUAUACCUGCUUUGAUUGUGGGAAAUACUUAAAUCAGUCAGGAGCCCAGACUAACCACAAACACACAGGAGAGAAGCCUUAUAGCUGUGAUCAGUGUGGGAAGAGCUUCAAUCAUUCAGGAUCCCUGACUCUACACCAACGCAUACACACAGGAGAGAAGCCUUAUAGCUGUGAUCAGUGUGGGAAGAGCUUCAAUCAAUCAGGAUCCCUGACUAAACACCAACGCAUACACACAGGAGAGAAGCCUUAUAGCUGUGAUCAGUGUGGAAAGAGCUUCAGUCGAUUAGGAGACCUGACUAGACACCAACGCAUACACACAGGAGCGAAGCCUUAUAGCUGUGAUCAGUGUGGGAAGAGCUUCAAUCAUUCAGGAUCCCUGACUCUACACCAACGCAUACACACAGGAGAGAAGCCUUAUAGCUGUGAUCAGUGUGGAAAGAGCUUCAGUCGAUCAGGAGACCUGAUCAAACACCAACGCAUACACACAGGAGAGAAGCCUUAUAGCUGUGAUCAGUGUGAGAAGAGUUUCAGGACGUCAGAUCACCUGACUGCACACCAACGCAUACACACAGGAGAGAAGCCUUAUAGCUGUGAUCAAUGUGCGAAGAGCUUCAGUCGAUCAGGAUCCCUGACUCUACACCAACGCAUACACACAGGAGAGAAGCCUUAUAGCUGUGAUCAGUGUGGGAAGAGCUUCAAUCAAUCAGGAUCCCUGACUCUACACCAACGCAUACACACAGGAGAGAAGCCUUAUAGCUGUGAUCCGUGUGGGAAGAGUUUUGCUCGUUCAGGGUCACUGAUAAAACACCAGAAAGCACAAACAUGUUUUCUUUCAUCUCCCUUCUCUCUGGCACCGGUUCCAGAUCCCUAAAUAAAGUUUACAUAGAAAACAUCUUGUAAACAGUCAUCCAGCUCCCAUUCUCUAACACUUUAGUAUGUCUGAUUGCCAUGGUAACAUAUGUAGCAUAAUAUGCAGCUCUGGAUCCAUAUGUUACAAGCGUCUUGGAGUAGAAGUGCUGUGUGUGUGGUGGGGUGGGGGAGGAGGUGUUCAGAGCUAUCUUUUAAUUUAUGAACUCAUAUUAUCCAUUAAAUAAUGUAUAAUAAAAAUGUUUCACCAAUGGUAGGUGUAUAUUCAUGUGUGGGGGAAAUGUUAUCGCAAGAGAGAGUCUUGAAUUGUACAUCAUGUCUCAUACAGUCAUUGGUUCCUGUAGGUGCUGGGUAGAGAUAUGAGGGGGAGACAGUCAUGACCCCCUCAGACCUUUUGGCAGAACUCUCAGAAUAUGUUCUAUAAUUUACAUGCAGGAACCAAAUGUUAAUGAUGAAUAAUGUAAAUCAUGCAAAUAUAACCUGUCUGUGUUACCAGUAUAUAAGAGGACUAACGGGACUGCCCCGAAAGAGCUCCUGACCGUAAGUUUGUUGGAAUCUCUCCAGCUGGCUGAUAAUAAAUCAUUAUUAAUUUAA
Molecule: messenger RNA, 2360 nt
Organism: Oncorhynchus kisutch (coho salmon)
Lineage: Eukaryota; Metazoa; Chordata; Actinopteri; Salmoniformes; Salmonidae
Product: zinc finger protein 239-like
Exons: 3
Coding region: 454-1770 (438 amino acids)
Biological process (GO): negative regulation of transcription by RNA polymerase II; regulation of immune system process; regulation of cytokine production
Cellular component (GO): nucleoplasm
Molecular function (GO): RNA polymerase II cis-regulatory region sequence-specific DNA binding; DNA-binding transcription repressor activity, RNA polymerase II-specific
Source: RefSeq, a predicted model, not a curated record